Messenger RNA from Pelodiscus sinensis (Chinese soft-shelled turtle), 1652 nucleotides. The record is from RefSeq and is a predicted model, not a curated record. NCBI's taxonomy places the organism in Eukaryota, Metazoa, Chordata, Testudines, Trionychidae.
CCCCUCCCCUUCCCCAUGUGUGAAGUGCUGCCAAAGCCCCAUCAGCUCGGCUUCGUGACCCAAAACUCCCAUUUCACGUCGAAGGACCAAGCAGGACAGUUUUUUAGAAGUGGACAUACAAAUAACUGGGCAGUUUUGGUGUGUACAUCUCGAUUCUGGUUUAACUACCGUCAUGUGGCAAAUACACUUUCAGUUUACAGAAGCGUGAAAUAUAAUCUUAUUCCUCAGAGUCACAUUGUCCUGAUGCUGGCAGAUGAUAUGGCAUGUAAUCCAAGGAAUCCCAAGCCAGCAACAGUCUUUAGCCAUAAAAACAUGGAGCUAAAUGUUUAUGGAGAUGAUGUGGAAGUGGAUUACAGAAGCUAUGAGGUUACCGUGGAGAAUUUUUUGCGUGUAUUAACAGGAAGAAUCCCACCAAGCACACCUCGAUCCAAACGCCUACUUUCUGAUGACAGAAGCAAUAUUCUAAUAUAUAUGACUGGUCAUGGUGGAAAUGGUUUCUUGAAAUUUCAGGAUUCUGAAGAAAUCACUAAUGUAGAACUUGCUGAUGCCUUUGAACAAAUGUGGCAGAAAAGAAGAUACAAUGAAUUGCUGUUUAUUAUUGAUACCUGCCAAGGAGCAUCCAUGUAUGAACGAUUUUAUUCUCCAAAUAUAAUGGCAUUGGCUAGUAGCCAAGUAGGAGAAGAUUCUCUUUCGCAUCAGCCCGAUCUUGGGAUUGGAGUCCACCUUAUGGAUAGGUACACGUUUUAUGUUUUGGAGUUCUUGGAGGAAAUUCACCCAGCCAGCCAAACCAAUAUGAAUGACCUCUUUCAGGUGUGCCCUAAAAGUUUGUGUGUUUCAACACCUGGACACCGGACUAAUCUUUUUCAGCGAGAUCCUGAGAAUGUUCUGAUAACAGAUUUCUUUGGCAGUGUUCGAAAGGUGGAAAUUACAACAGAAAUCGUUGCUCUGGAUCCUAACUUAGUUAGCUUUGAAACCAGGGUUCCAAAAGAUGAGAUGGCAACUGAGCCACUAAAAUAUGCUGAGCAGCUUCCUGUAGCUCAGAUAAUACACCAGAAACCCAAGCAGAAAGAAUGGCAUCCUCCAGGAGGUUUUAUUCUAGGACUUUGGGCAUUGAUUAUCAUGGUCUUCUUUAAAACAUAUGGAAUCAAGCACAUGAAAUAUGUCUUCUAGGUUUUCUGAGCAACCAAGAUGAUUGUACUGACUGCAAUAUGGGAUAAAAAUUGGUGUUAUCAAAGUCUCUUUAUUUGUGUAUUAUGUCUGUUUGUAGUGACAAAUAAUGCUGAAACCUCACAUCUAGAUGUUUUUUGAUGUUUUAUCAUCUGUCCUCCUCUCUGUAAAAAGCCUAAGUAAUGGUUUUACAAUUGGAUAAUUUUAUACUUUCUCAUUUAAACACAUUAUACUGCUGUUUCUGAGAAAUAUUUCUCCUGUGUUUUCAGAGAGAGAACAGGAAAACUCUAGGUCUCAGCUGAAUCUUUAAAAUGUUAAGUCUGAUUAUGAAUUGUGGAAGAGAAAGAAUUCUCAAGUUAUCCUGUCAUUGGAACAAAGGACUGGACUCUAUGCAGAACCUUAUUUAAUGUGUCAUUUUAUCAAUAAAAACUUAAGUCACUCUGCAGACUUCAGGCAUGACGUAUUGAAAACUUGCUCAACAGAAA